AUGUCUUCUUCUGGAUCACCCAAAGACAACUCCUUUGUGAACAUGGUCAACCCGUACAUGAACGAGCUGAAGAUGCAUCCUAAGGAGUUGUUGCUAAAGGAUGGGAAGGUGCAGGUAGAAGAUGUUCGGGGACCUAAAGGAGAAGGAAGUCUGGAAGCUAGGAUGGAAAAGCUAGAGCAAGAAGUCUUUAAAUAUAACAAGGUGGCAGAACGUGAAGUGGAAAUCGUCCACAAGAUAAAUGCAGAGCUCAUCGCUGAACACAAGAAGGAGACUGCCGAGCUUUGGGAUGACAUCUUCUCGCUCCACUAG
Lolium perenne is the source of this 309-nucleotide messenger RNA. RefSeq lists its product as uncharacterized. Lineage: Eukaryota; Viridiplantae; Streptophyta; Magnoliopsida; Poales; Poaceae. The record is from RefSeq and is a predicted model, not a curated record.